AUCGUACUACUGAUUUCGUACCUCUCCUACUCUCACUGCCAUGGCGCCGACCAAAGCUCAACUCCUCGAACUCUGGCCUGUUCCUGGCCCGUCCUUGACACACUAUACGGCUCCUCGUUGGCCUGGAACCUCACCCGAAUCCACUGCCACCUUGCGCGUAUAUCUUCAACGAGACUAUGUGGAACACCAUGGGAUGUUCGACUACACUUCCAGGGGCGCUCACAAUCACACACCCUUUCAUCUACUGGUAGAGUGGGCGCUAGGAGGGACCUCAAAGCAUCUAGAUGCGAUUUGGGACCAGCACGAGAAUGUUGAGCGAUACGCUCACCGUUCACCAGGUGCCAUCACCACGGCCAAUGCUUUCGAUCACCUGGGUGAUGGGGACUACUACCAGGCUUAUCUUCACUUUUUCUCCGAUCUUCUGCUGAAAACACCUCUCAGCGCUGUGCUCGAGGAGUGGCUUUUCUCGCCCAAAGCGAACUUCGAUGGCAAAAAACCAGAGAUGGUGAAUCGCCUACUGGAUGGCAUCCUCCACCCCAUGCUUUAUCUCGGCUAUGGAAUCGAGUUUAGCUUGCCCGGUCUUGUAGCUAUGGGACUGGCACAGACUGCUGUACACGGAGCCCCAUCACCGAACUUGAUACCGAGAUCGAUGUUCGAAGCACCGACCAAGCGUGGGCCAGGAUUACACGCAUUCACCAUCGUGUCGCGUAUCAUGUCGGAUAAUGCGUUCAAAGAUUAUAAAGGGUCGUUCGACGAUCUUCAGGCGAAAAUUGGCCAGAAGAUACAGUCGUAUGCGUCAGAGUGGCUUGUGGACGGGGCCAAUGACAAAGAGAUUGCCAAGAAGGUGCAAGAGUUAACUUUCCUGAACGUGAUGAUAUAUGCCGUGGGUGGAUGGCGCAAUGGGAAAUUUUAUAAAGCUGAAUUUACUCUAAUGCACCUUCUCACCAGUUCGAUGACCUUGACAUCGUACAUGGCGGUCAUAUCUCCGACAUCGAAAUCACUGCUCCUCCGCGCAUACUUCACGCGUUCAUUAGCCUACUACAUUUCCAAGGGUCGGCCUGAACUGCCUGUCCGCUCCUUCUUUACGGCACCGAUCCUCACAGAUUUCCCAGGACCUACGGUAAACCCCACAGAAUCCGCAUUCCCUGAUCCUGAGUCUCCCUUCGCCGAAACUCCAAACGUGUGGCUGAAGAUCAUACAAUCAGCACUGGUUCACCCCGACGAUCAUCUGUCCAAAGUCCAGCGCACGCUGGCCCAUUAUGGCUCGUUGUACGGCCACAUUGCCGCUGGGGAAUUCAAAGGCACGGAGCUGAAGGAUAGCGAGUUGAUUGAUGGUACAUUGUUUGUGAGGACAGCUGCGUUGACCAUGGAAUGGAUGGGGAGGAUCAGGGAGGGAGAGCCGGCUAGGUUUUGGGGGGAUGAUCCUAAUUUCCCAGAAGCCAAAAUUUACUGAAGUCGAUCCAAACUGCAGAAUUGUUUCUCCUUCAACUUGAAUGUUGCAUAACCUGUUCAACUUUAACAUCCCACGUAGUAUUCUAUGAGAGUUUGCGAGUUAGAUUUUCAAAUUUCUCGUU
Messenger RNA from Laccaria bicolor S238N-H82, 1574 nucleotides. RefSeq lists its product as uncharacterized. Bases 41 to 1453 code for a protein of 470 amino acids. The transcript is spliced from 5 exons. NCBI's taxonomy places the organism in Eukaryota, Fungi, Basidiomycota, Agaricomycetes, Agaricales, Hydnangiaceae. The record is from RefSeq and is a predicted model, not a curated record. Gene Ontology annotation, molecular function: oxidoreductase activity.